Messenger RNA from Amphibalanus amphitrite, 1620 nucleotides. RefSeq lists its product as uncharacterized. Lineage: Eukaryota; Metazoa; Arthropoda; Thecostraca; Balanomorpha; Balanidae. Gene Ontology annotation, molecular function: RNA-DNA hybrid ribonuclease activity; nucleic acid binding. The record is from RefSeq and is a predicted model, not a curated record. Gene Ontology annotation, biological process: DNA replication, removal of RNA primer. Bases 1 to 1620 code for a protein of 539 amino acids. The transcript has a single exon.
AUGGAGGUCAGCGCGGAGAAGACCGUGGCCACUGUCUUCACCCUCGACCCUCACGAGGCGAGACGGGAGGCCUGCCUGCACAUGAGGACCACCAGACUACGACACGAACCGACGCCGACCUUCCUGGGGGUCACGUUCGACCGCACACUAUCCUUCAAGCAGCAUGUGGCCAGCCUCAAGGCCAGGAUGGUCAGAAGGUGCAACGCCCUGAGAGCAGUUGGAGGUAAAGCCUGGGGAGCGAGCACCACGGACCUGAGGACGCUCUACCUGGCUUACAUCAGGGCGUGCGCGGACUACGCUGCAGCGGGCUGGAUGUCAGGAGUGGCCCCCACUACGCUGGAACAGUUGGAGGUCGCCCAGCGCCAGGCAUGCCGGAUCAUCACCGGCUGCCUCAGGUCCACCCCGGCGCCAGCGCUGGAGCGCGAGGCGGACGUGAUGCCGUUCGCGAUACGGCGGAGGCAGCUGACGGCCGCGGCGACCCAGCGGCACCUGAGAGACCUCCCGGGGGAUCCCCUGCAGCCGGUGCUGACAGCGACGAGGCCCAGACAGCGGCUCCACCGAGAUCGAGGCUGGGCCGACACGGGACUCAGUACGUCCUCGGACGCUGGUCUGAGGGACCUCCCGCGGGAGCCGGUGCUGGUGGUCCCACGGACGCCGCCGUGGGAGAGUGCCGCGGGAGGCGUCACCAUCAGCAGUGCUGUCGCGAGACCGACAAAGAGAACGGACCCACCGGACAAGCGGUUGGAGGCGGCACAAGAGACCCUGGCGGGGCUCCCGCCAGCCGACUACACCGUAUUCACAGACGGAUCGGCCACAGACGGUGUCGAAAAUGGCGGGGCGGGAGCCGUUGUCUUCCGGGGGGCGACGGAGCUGGAGAGGAUCCGGACCCCUGCAGGCCGCUGGACCUCCAGCUACCGCGCGGAGCUAACGGCGCUCGACUCUGCCCUCGCGUCCCUCCUGAGGGGCGCGGAGGGCCCUGCUCCGCGGGAGGUACGAAUAUGCACCGACUCCCAGUCGGCCCUGCGGCGCCUCGCGGAGGGCCCGGCGGCGCAGACGGAUGUCCUGGCGGACAGAGUCUGGCAGAGGCUGCUGGACCUAGCCGACCGCGGGACGCACACGUCCCUGCAGUGGGUUCCCGGCCACGCCGGGCUCCCCGGCAACGAGCUGGCCGACGAGAUCGCACGGGAAGCCGCCAACCUGGAGCAGCAUGACGUGCCGAUAGACCUCCCGUCGGCAAAAGCCAGGCUGAGGAGGCACGCCCACCGGGAGUGGGAACAGCGGCUGCAACCGACCCGCUACGCCCUGCAGAACGGAGUGCGCCGCCCCCCUACGGCUGAGCGCCUGGGACUCUCCCGCCGGGAGUGCGUGGAGGUCGCGAGACUCCGUACCGGCCACUCACUGAUGCUGCGGGAGUAUCGACACCGAAUUGGCCUGGAAGAUGACCCCACCUGCCCGGAGUGCGGGCUGGAGGAUGAGACACUAACUCACCUCCUGACCGACUGUCCCGCCCGGGCAGAUGCGAGACGAAGGAUAUUCGGAGAGGACGAGCCGGAGAUAAAGGAAGCACUGGGAGACCCGACGAAGCUGGUGGAGCUCCUGAGGCGGCUGGGCCGCCUGUGA